Molecule: messenger RNA, 748 nt
Organism: Cicer arietinum (chickpea)
Lineage: Eukaryota; Viridiplantae; Streptophyta; Magnoliopsida; Fabales; Fabaceae
Source: RefSeq, a predicted model, not a curated record
UUCUGCCUAUUAUAAUAGGUUCGCCCACAAACACAUCAAACAACAUCUAUUAGUUAUUAGGAACAAACAAAUAAUAAUCUUUGGUUUCGAGAAACACACAUGUCUUGUUUUUGCUUUCUUGUGGAUCAGAAAACAAAAAUACGGCGGAGCAAACCGGUGGCGGGAACUUGUUCGCGGUGUAGAAGCAGCGCCAGAGUGGCUGAUAUGAUGACUCAAACAAGAUUUUGCUAUGUUCCUGUCAACAGUAAAUAUUGGAAAGCUAUUAUUUGCAGUUUUUGUGGAGCUAUUCUUAAGUCUUACAGACAAGCAUCUUAUUAAUAUAUCAUCUAUAGUUACUAGUAUCUAUUAUCUAUAGAUUCAUAUUAUAUUUAAGAAAAAACUUCAUCUUCUAAGUAUUUUUCUUCCACACUUUUUUUUAUAUUUACUACUUGUUAAUUAGAAAUGAAAAUGAUAUUAAUGAGAGUUAAUUUGUGUGAAUUGAAAGAAAAAAAAAAGUCCCACAUAAAAUAGAAUGAAUGACAUAUUAAUAUUGUUAAGAUGGAGGUAUCAAAAUUGAGGUGUGUCUCAAGGAGUGACUAAAUUUGUGAAGAGUAAAAAUAAAUAGAUCACCGCACAUGUGCAAUUUCUCCUUGAAUUUGAGGAAAAACUCAAAAAAACAACAUUGUUUCUACUAUUACUUUUUUAUUUUUAGUACAUUUUUCUAGAUAAAUUCCCUCUGUAUUAUGAUUAUGAGAGUGUAACAAUAGUU